Messenger RNA from Prorocentrum cordatum, 1538 nucleotides. The record is from the annotation of a GenBank genome assembly. Lineage: Eukaryota; Dinophyceae; Prorocentrales; Prorocentraceae.
CAAGAGCUGGCUGCUCCGACCCGUUGCCGCCGUCCCGGCCGCGCGCACCAGAGCUGGGGCCAUGGUCCAGACUCGCUCGGCGGUCGGCGGGCCCAGCGAGUCCAGCCGCGCGGCCCACCGGCACCGCCCCGGGAGCGAGACGCCCAGCGAGGCCAGCGCCAGGGGGGAGGACAGGGCCAGCAGCGCGCGCAGCAGGGGGCACUCCAGCCUCCACAGCGGCAUGGACCUCGCCUUCGCGGAGCCGCUUCUCGACCCGCGGCUGGAGCGGCCGAAGACUGAGAUAGAGUUCCACCAGCGCGCCAGGUGCGAGCUGUACAAGCUGAUCCACCACACGUGGCCGAACGCGGUCGGGAAGGACCCGGCGCUCAGGCAUACGCACGUGCUGGAGGCGGUGUACCGGCUGAUCUCCUGCAACAAGCGCGACGGGCCCAUCUUCCAGGACGAGUUCUGCGCCAGGUGGUCACCUGUUGAGGGUAUCAAGUGGCUGCUGGAGGUGUGGGAUAAGUUCCCCAACAUCAAGGACGUAGAUGUAUUGGGAGCGCAAGAUCUGAAAAUGCUUCAUGACAAAUUCAGUGAGCGCUACUGGGUCCUCGCCAUCGCGGGGAGACUUAUCGGAACAAGCAGGACGGCCUGCAAGGAGAUCACGAAUUUCUCGCACAGGGGGGUGAAGGGCUAUUUCAUCUUCGACGGGCCCAUCGCGCAGGGCAUGCAGGGCAGCGCGGAGAAGAACGUCUACCGCUGCGCCGUAGGUUGCUUCGACGCGUGGUGCCAUGCCAUGGAGAAGGAGUGGAUACCCGCCCUGGGCCCGCGGGACAUCGGCCGGGUCAGCCGGCUGAUGAAGGUGGUCCAGCGCGGUCGAUCGCGGUCGCAGUCUUCCAACAGCCAGUCUACGGACUCGUCGGAGAGUUCUGGAGCCAAGCCAGGAAUCGGAGGAGGAAAAGGUACCCAUACCGCUACCCUUCCCUCGUUUUCUCCUUUUGGGGCCUCUUGGGCUGCCUUCUUCGCCACCACUGGAUUCGCCUCGAAAUUUUGGUCAGAGCGCACCCCGGGAGAGGUCCAGGGAGUAGCAGUAUCGGUGCCUUUUGCUUUCCCCAAGGGAGGAGCAGGUCCGACAGAUCGGAGCGCUCUUCCAGGAGCGGCAAGGAGAAGAGGGGCUCGCCUGCAGCGAGCGGCGCGGUGAAGAACGGCACGGCGGGCAAUGGCACGACCAAGAACGGUUCUUCCCGCGGGCAGCAUUGAUGAGCCCAAGUCAGGGCAUGUCUUACAGGCCCGUCGCUCUGCGCAGGGGGAGCGAUCGCGGAGUGCUCUCUUGUCCUGAGCAGCUCUGGUAGGGGCGAUAGCAGGUGAGAAGAUGCCUUACGGACUGGCCAGUGAGGCCAGCACAUAUUGCCAUGGCAGAGCCAGGCCCUGUAGUCUCGCCCGUGUCUGUUCAAGUCGUUGGUGAAGUAGUUUCCAGCGGCAAAUCUCGGAUAAGCGCCGCUCGACCAAGGACAGCCCAGAGCCAGUGCGAGGAUUUGGCAAGCCACUUCGCGCCAGAA